This is a messenger RNA of Sordaria macrospora k-hell, 1350 nucleotides long. RefSeq lists its product as uncharacterized. Lineage: Eukaryota; Fungi; Ascomycota; Sordariomycetes; Sordariales; Sordariaceae. The record is from RefSeq and is a predicted model, not a curated record. Gene Ontology annotation, biological process: proteolysis. Gene Ontology annotation, molecular function: aspartic-type endopeptidase activity.
AUGGUAGCCCUCACCAACCUCCUCCUCACUACCGUCCUCGCCUCUGCCGGCCUCGGUUCCGCCCUGCCACCACGGAUCGGCAACACCGUCAUCGAGGCUCGGGAGCCGUCGGAAGUGCCGCCACUGCCACUCAGCAGCCGUAAAUAUACGGUCUCUCAAAAGCACAAUCCCAACUACAAGUUCAACGGUGCCGUCUCCGUCUACAAGACCUACCUGAAAUACGGCGCCAAGGUGCCCGACUACCUCGUCCAAGCCGUCGCCGUCCACUUUGGCGUUUCCACCGAUGACGUCCUCAACCGCGUCUUCACCCACUCCAAGGCCCCGGCGCCAGACCAACGCAGACGCAGAGAUAGAGGCUCAGCAGCCGCCGUCCCCAUCGACAAGUACGACGUAGCCUACGUGACGCCCGUCUCCAUCGGCACGCCCGCGCAGACGUUGAAUCUCGACUUCGACACGGGCUCUUCGGACCUCUGGGUCUUCUCCAGCUCCCUCCCCCUAGCGCAAAUAUCCGGACAGGAAGUUUAUUCACCCAACACUUCCACCACGGCCAAGCUGCUCAGCGGCGCCAGCUGGAGUAUCACGUACGGCGACGGGUCGGCGUCGAGGGGCAACGUCUAUCUGGAUCGUGUGACUAUCGGGGGCUUGGUGGUGCAGGACCAGGCGGUGGAGACGGCGCAGCAGGUCAGCCAGAGCUUUACGGCGGAGACGGCGAUCGAUGGGUUGGUUGGGUUGGGGUUCUCGAGCUUGAAUACUGUCAGCCCGACGGCGCAGAAGACGUGGUUUGAUAAUGUGAAGAGCAAGUUGGAUGCGCCGCUGUUUGCGGUGGAUUUGAAGUUCAAUGCUGCCGGUACAUACGACUUCGGCUUCAUCGACCCAGCCAAGCACACAGGCAACUUCACCUACGUGCCCGUCAACACCAACCCAGGCUACUGGACCUGGACGUCAACCGGCUACCAAGUCGGCUCCGCCCCCUUCGUCUCGCAGCCCAUCGUCAACAUCGCCGACACGGGCACCACGCUCGUGUACCUGCCCAACGCCAUCCUGCAGGCGUACUACAAGCAGAUCGCCGGUGCACAAAACAGCCGGUCGUACGGCGGGUGGGUGUUCCCCUGCGCAACCACCAUUCCGGAUUUCACCUUUGGCGUGACGGCCGAUGCUAAGAUCACGAUUCCCGGACGCUUCAUCAACUACGGACCGGUGACGGACGGGAGCGCGACCUGCUUUGGUGGCCUGCAGAGUAGCGCGGGGGUGGGCAUCAAUAUCUUUGGCGACGUGGCGCUCAAGGCGGCGUAUGUGGUGUUUAAUGGAGGCGAGACGCCGACGCUGGGGUGGGCUUCCAAGCCGGUGUAG